This is a messenger RNA of Ustilago hordei, 1056 nucleotides long. Its product is annotated as putative HMT1 - hnRNP arginine N-methyltransferase. Gene Ontology annotation, biological process: peptidyl-arginine methylation. The transcript has a single exon. Gene Ontology annotation, molecular function: protein-arginine N-methyltransferase activity. Lineage: Eukaryota; Fungi; Basidiomycota; Ustilaginomycetes; Ustilaginales; Ustilaginaceae. Gene Ontology annotation, cellular component: nucleus. The coding region runs from base 1 to 1056 and encodes 351 amino acids. The record is from RefSeq and is a predicted model, not a curated record.
AUGGCUUCCACCUCUACUAACGGCGCUGCUGCUGCAGCCGCCUCCGGCUCCGGCUCCACACAGACCGCCGACAUGACCUCGCGCGACUACUACGCCGACUCGUACGCCCAUUUCGGCAUUCACGAAGAGAUGCUCAAGGAUGAGGUUCGAACUCGCUCCUACCGCAACUCAAUCAUUAACAACCCUCAUCUCUUUAAGGAUAAGAUUGUCCUCGAUGUCGGCUGUGGUACCGGUAUCCUUUGCAUGUUCGCUGCCAAAGCCGGCGCUAAAAAGGUCAUCGGUGUUGACAUGUCCAACAUCAUCGACCAGGCCAAGAUCAUCACUGAAGUCAACGGUUUCAAGGACACUAUCCAUCUCGUCAAGGGCAAGCUCGAAGAAGUUGAUCUCGGUCUCGGACCCGAUGGCAAGGUCGAUAUCAUCAUCAGCGAAUGGAUGGGUUACUUCUUGCUCUACGAGAGCAUGCUCGACACAGUCCUCAUGGCAAGAGACAAGUACCUUGCUCCUGGAGGAAUGAUGUUCCCUGACAAAGCCACCAUGUAUAUCUCCGCCAUCGAAGACCAAGAGUACAAGGAUGAGAAGAUUGGUUUCUGGGACGACGUCUACGGUUUCAACUACUCUUGCAUCAAGGACAUUGCUCUCCGUGAACCUCUCGUAGACACUGUUGACAUCAAGAGCGUCGUUUGCGACCCUUACCCCAUCAAGCAGCUCGACCUUCUCACUGUGACAAAGCAAGAGUUGUCGUUCGAGUCAGAAUUCACUCUCAACGCAACAAGGGACGACUACGUUCACGCAUUUCUCGGCUGGUUCGAUAUCUCCUUCGACGCCUGCCACAAACCAGUACAGUUCUCCACCGGUCCUCACUCGCGUUACACCCACUGGAAACAGACUGUUUUCUACACAAAGGAUGUUCUGGCUGUCAACCAGGGCGACUCUAUCACGGGCAAGUUGGUCUGCAGACCUAACGAGAGGAACAACAGGGAUCUCGACAUUACUAUCGACUACGAGGUGCACGGCGCUACAGCUACAAAGGGGAGGAUGGAGUACAAGAUGUCCUGA